AAUUUUUUGGAUGAUUGCCGAUUAUGAAAACACAAAUGGUGUAGAAAUCCCGUGACAACCAAUCCCACCUAGUUGACUGGCUGACUCACAAGAUUAUUAAAGUUAUUAAAGAUUUAUCCAUAUCUAUCUAUCAAUCAAAACACAAUUGAAAUUCUGGUGGAUAUUGUUGAUGACAAGUACAUCGGAGCUUUUUCACUAUAACCGCCGGAGACACCGUUUCAGCUUCCCCGGUGGUGGUGACGUCACACACCCAUCUCUUGCAGCUAAGCAACCCCAUCGUACCUCCACAAUCUGCCGUAGUCAUCACCACAACAAUCGCUUUCGUCUUUCUUCCCGCCAUCACCAUCCUUGCAGUAACUCUCAUUUGGAACAUGAGGAACAAGAUGGUACUAGUAGUCAAUCUCCCCUGGGUAAUUCCAAUGGUAUCAGCGGUAGAGGCAGUGAAAGUGACAGGCUUCCUGGAGCCGUAUUACUUGCAAGAGAGAGACUUUUGGAAAGACUGAGAGGUGUCUCUGUUUCUGGAAAUAGAAACAAUAGCUUUACAGGAAUUGACUACCCAUUAGAAAUCCGAAACCAAAGGAUGGAAGAGAUUUUAACAAGAAAGCAUGUUCCUGGACUCACUCAGGAUGCUCUUAACUGCUUACAGUCGGAGAGUUUCAGCAGUGAAAAUGAUGAUGAAACCUCAAUUGCCUUUAGAGGGUGUUCGAUUUGUCUUGAAGAUAUCCAGAAUGGCAGUGGUGCGCUCAUACGCUUGCAUUGUGCACACACAUUCCACUCAACCUGCUUGUUUCCUUGGCUCCGAAUAUGUGGGGCCUGCCCCAAUUGUAGAAAACCUGUACAUUUAAAUGUAUCCACAAACUAAUACUCAUUUUCCUUGUUCUUUAUUAAUGCUUCCUUUGGUUA
Erigeron canadensis is the source of this 903-nucleotide messenger RNA. RefSeq names its product probable E3 ubiquitin-protein ligase RHY1A. The transcript has 3 exons. Lineage: Eukaryota; Viridiplantae; Streptophyta; Magnoliopsida; Asterales; Asteraceae. The record is from RefSeq and is a predicted model, not a curated record. Bases 170 to 862 code for a protein of 230 amino acids.